Molecule: messenger RNA, 432 nt
Organism: Hansenula anomala
Lineage: Eukaryota; Fungi; Ascomycota; Saccharomycetes; Phaffomycetales; Wickerhamomycetaceae
Exons: 1
Coding region: 1-432 (143 amino acids)
Source: RefSeq, a predicted model, not a curated record
AUGAGUGGAACCAACUUUAAAAUUCUCAAAUCUACAUCAAAUGAUGCUAGCAAAACCCCAAAUACUCAAUUGAAGUUCAAACUUGCUGAUAAGAAUUCCUUCAGAACAAAGCUUGAAUCAAUUCAAACCAAAUUUCUUUGGGGCCAAAAAUUUGUAAUUGCACCAAAGUUUAUUGCAGCAUCAAUUUCUCCAAGUCCAGAAAGUUCAGAUAAUGAUGAAGAUGAUCAAAUUGCUGAUUCAGAUAGCGCUGAUGAUGAUGAAGAAGAUGAAUACUUUGACAAAGAAACUCUUAAAAGAUUAAGACGUUUAAUGAAAAGGGAAACACAAUGUGAAAAGGAUCAUUAUGAAAAGAGAAACCCAAGUUUUAAUUACUUGAGCCCAGUUUCCUCUAUAUUUUCUGAACCUUCUGAAGAAGAAAAAAACAAAAAUUAA